This is a messenger RNA of Salvia splendens (bonfire salvia), 1605 nucleotides long. RefSeq lists its product as uncharacterized. The record is from RefSeq and is a predicted model, not a curated record. Lineage: Eukaryota; Viridiplantae; Streptophyta; Magnoliopsida; Lamiales; Lamiaceae. Bases 251 to 1375 code for a protein of 374 amino acids. The transcript has a single exon.
GGACUAAUCACCUCGAAGUUUCAUAAUACUAUUUCUCAAUUACUUAAACCCCUUCUUCACUUUCUUUCUUUCCUCCCAUUUGUAGAAAACACACACACACACACACACACAUCACAAGUCACAACUACUAGAACACAAGCACAACAUCAUAGCAUACUAUACUAUGCAUUUCCAUUUCUCCUACCUCUCCUAUCUCUACAAAUCAAAGCAUAGCUAAACACCACACCUCUCCACCUUAGCUAACAAAAAAAUGGCAUUUCUAUUUGUAGACAGUUUAGCCAAGAACAACAGUAGAUUUGUACAGAUCUCAUGCAAAAUCCUAGAGCUUCUCUUCCUCUCAAUGGGCCUCGUCUCCACCAUCCUCUUCCUCAAAGACGCGUUGAAUCUUCCUCAGUAUUGCAAAACCAUUUUCUCAACCGCGACCGAGUUCUGGAGCUCCAUCAAAUGCUUCUUUUCCUCUUCCCCCACCACCAUCACCGCCGUCACCAUCAACCUCAUGAUCCUCCUCAUAUUCGCCUCCUCCCGCCGCCGCCACCACCUAGAAACCACCACCAGCAACUAUAUUCUUGGCCAUGUUGAUACUGAUCUUGAAUUCCAAAUUGACCAUGAUCAUGAUUUUGAUCUUGAUCAAGACCAAGACCAUGAUCAUGAUCAAUCACCCUUGAUCCUUGAACCGCCGCCGCUCCCGCAGCCAUCUGCGCCGCCGAUUUGGGACGUCAUAGAAGUAACUCCACUUUUGCUGCUGCCAUCUGACGUGGCGCAGCCUAUCCUCAUCAGAGACAGCAACGCGACAAAUUGGUACGAUGAUGAUGUCUCAAAUCAAGACAGUUCUGUUGGGUUACAAACCCAUCUCAUAUCAAAUGUGCAGUCGACAGUACUAACAAGUAGUACCGCAGUUGCAACGAUUGAAAAAUGGAAGGAUGCGCUGAUCAUCGAAAAGGAGGCGGAGGAGAGAGAAGCGACGGAUCAAGAAGAGGACAACACGAUGGAUGCCACGUGGGAGGCGAUCACUGGGGGAGGGAAGCCGAAGCAGAAGCUGAAGCCGAAGCUGAAGCAGAAGAAGAAAUUAGGACUCAAGAAGAGUGAGACGUGGGAGGAGGCGGUGUCGCAGCGGCGGCGGCAGCCGAGGCGGCUGGACUCGGAGGAGGUGGUGCCGACAUCGCCAAAGUGGAGGGAGCUGAGGAAGGCGGAGACGUUCAACGACGCGGUGUCGGCGACGAGGAGAGGAGGGCUGGUGAGGAGAGAUCCGUCGAUGAGUCUCGAGGAGUUUAAUCUGAAGGUGGACAGAUUCAUCAAGAAUUUCAACGACGAAAUCCGGCUGCAGAGGCAGGAAUCUUACCAGAGAUACUUGCGUAUCAUCAACCAGCGUGGCUAGUAGUAGCUAAAUUGAGUCGAUUUCUCACUUGAUUUGCAUUAUUGAUCAUGCAAUGCAAUAUAUUGGUAAAUAUAGUAAUCCGUUGCAGAUUAAUUCUCUUUCCAUAAAUUUAUUAGUAGGAUAGGAUGAUUAUUUCUAAGCAAUAUGUUCGAAUGCAAAGAAUAAAUCUAGAAUUAAUCCAAGAUCUUGGAAAUGGAAUUGAAUUGGAAUUGAACUGUUUGGAAAUGGAA